This is a messenger RNA of Diceros bicornis minor, 1464 nucleotides long. RefSeq names its product sperm tail PG-rich repeat containing 1 (gene STPG1). Bases 1 to 1008 code for a protein of 335 amino acids. Lineage: Eukaryota; Metazoa; Chordata; Mammalia; Perissodactyla; Rhinocerotidae. The record is from RefSeq and is a predicted model, not a curated record. Gene Ontology annotation, biological process: positive regulation of mitochondrial membrane permeability involved in apoptotic process. The transcript has 8 exons.
AUGGACAACUCUGCUCAAAAAGACCAACACUCUGGCAAAAAAUAUUCCAGAAAUGCCAACAAACUACAGAAAGGUUUUACUGCUGCGUACCCAACACAAUCCUCCAUUCCUUUUAAAUAUCAGGCUAAGAUAAUUCCAGAACCAGAAAAAAAAGGAUUUAAUAGUCAAGUCAAGAGAUUUUAUCAUAAAAAGGAUGAUAUCCCGGGUCCUGGGUUCUACAACGUUGUUCACCAGUCUCCAGUGUCCAACAGUGUCUCGUUGUCUAAGAAAGGGACAUGCACUUUUCCCUCUAUGUGUCCCCGAUUGGACACCAUCAUUUCCAAAUAUCCUGCAGCUAAUGCAUACACCAUCCCAUCACAUUUUGUUUCGAAGAAAGACUUCAGUAAUUCCUGUUCCAGCAUGUUCCAGCUGCCAAGCUUCGAGAAAGUUCUCAAAUUUGAAACUCCUGCACCAAACCAUUACAAUGCCUCCGUCUCUUGCUGCAAGCAGAAAAAUAACGUCUGUGCCCGAGCUGGCUUUGUGUCCAAGACUCAGAGAGGAUUUUUCACCAUUACGGAAUCAGGACCUGCCCCGGGGCAUUAUAAUGUCAACGAAUCCCUUGUGAAGCAGUCGCCAAAGAUAUUAAUGUCUUGUUUUAAAUCGAAAACUGGCCGUGGAUUGAAACUGACGUCAACAGGCCCGGGACCCGGUUAUUACAACCCGAAUGACCACACCAAAUUUCCGAAAAAGACUCUUUUCCCGAAAAAUCCCAUCCUGAGCUUCUCCGCCAAGCCUUUGCCUCUGCCCCCGAAGCCGCCUCUACCGGGCCCUGGUCAGUACGAGAUCGUGGACUACGUGGGGCCUCCCAAGCUUUUCCUCUCUAGUGCCCCGUUCAUGUCCAACACCAGCCGGUGGACAGCGGCGCCAGCCCAGCCAGGCCUGCCUGGCCCAGCCACGUACAAGCCGGAAUUCCCAGGAAAGCAGUCCUUUCUCUACAACGAGGACGACAAGUGGAUCCCAGUGCCGUAGUGACCUCACACAAGCUCCGGGAACCCUGGUCACCAGCUGCCAGGCCAGGUUUCCCGGGACGUUCAUUCAGAGAAUGCCUAUUUCGUGUGCCACAGCUGAUGGCGUGCGGGCAGCUCUGCCAGCCGGCCUGCUGUGACGGCUGGGCUGCUGUGUUGUCCUUGUCUUGAGCUGCCUCCUGGAGAUUGGACCCCACUCCCGCAGACUCCAGGGCUUUCCUGAGCAGGAAUAAGGAGUGGACAGAGCCUCCCUUGGUUACUUCAUCUUGCACCCAUCCAGGCUGGCUUCUGGCCCCUCCCCUCAGGCUUAGGGGCUCCUGAAGCUCAGACUCCAGGGAGAAGGCAGACAAUGGCAGAUGCCCCAUCUAGAAGCCUGAUGCUGAGCCGGGGCUCUGGGGCGCAGAGAGCACCCGCAGGGUGGACAGCACAGGGCUGCGGCCAGGCCCGCUCCUGUCCUCUG